This is a messenger RNA of Brassica oleracea var. oleracea, 933 nucleotides long. Its product is annotated as VQ motif-containing protein 18. Gene Ontology annotation, cellular component: nucleus. The coding region runs from base 46 to 519 and encodes 157 amino acids. The record is from RefSeq and is a predicted model, not a curated record. The transcript has a single exon. NCBI's taxonomy places the organism in Eukaryota, Viridiplantae, Streptophyta, Magnoliopsida, Brassicales, Brassicaceae.
CUCAAAUCCAAUCCAAACAAAAACCAAAUAUCUUCGUUUGUCUGAAUGGAGAGAAGUUCAAUGAAAGCUGAGUACGAUCUUGAUCAUCUUCCUCAUCAAAGCUUUUAUGGAGAUUAUUCAAAAACUUUGGUUCCCAAGAACAAGAACUCCCAGAUCAUUACCAAGACCAAGCCUAAGAUCCGUAUCAUCCAUAUAUUUGCGCCGGAGAUUAUCAACACUGACGUCAAGAACUUCCGUACACUCGUCCAAAGUCUGACCGGAAAACCGGAGAUCACCAAAACCAGUCCUAAGAAAAAGACAAAUAUUCCUGCGCCACAGCCUCCACCUCAAGAAUCCGGCCAAGAACAUACGGCGGGGCUGGUCAACAGUAUCAUAGGGAGCCACAUGGUGAAAGAAGAAUGGGGAUCAGGUUCGAACACAAACACUUACUUUGAUUUAGAUAGUUUGAUUGAUCUUGACGAAGACGACAACAUAUUCUCAAGUCGAUGGUUUGAUGUUCAAGUGCAAAAACUAAAGUGAUCACACUUUGCCCUAAUAUUUAGGGUUUCUACUAAAAUUGUGAUUCCUAUUGGUUAUUGGGAUGUAAGAAGACAUGGUUGAGACAUUGACCAUCGUGACUCCCAAAUUGAGACAACGAUCAUUGUACCGGCUGGUACGGGCUAUAUACAUAAUUUGUAUAUAUAUAUUUUACAAAUGUUUGGAUUUUUUUGGGUGCCAUUUGAUAUAACUUGGUAGACUGCCUUUGCCAAGAAAGAGUGUGUAUUGAAGAGUUUAACUUAGUGGACUGAUUUUGCCAUGAGAAGUAAGUUUGAGUUUAUGUAAAAACUCAGCUUAAAAUUGGUGUAACACGUUGUACUCACACAUGCGUGUAUUUAUUCUUUUUGAUGUAUUUGUGAUUGACUUUUGUGUUGCACAAGUUUAUAUAUAUGAAAA